UUGCGAUCAACCUGGAGAACAAAGUGUCGUCCAUAAACGAGGCUCUGCAGAUGAAGUCUUUGACCUUCGUCAUCGACGCCUGUAAAGUCCUCGCUCAGGCUCGGAAGGUGCUGGCCUACUCCUGCGUCUACAGCUACUACAACCAGGAGACGGAGAAGAUGGAUGUGAUGGAGCAGCAGACGGAGGCUCUGGACCUGCACACCAACGCCCUGCAGAUCCUGCUGGAGGAAACUUUGCUGCAGUGCACUGACCUGGCCUCGUGUGUCCGGCUGCUCAAACCAGAACACCUCAACACCGGACUGGAACUCAUCCGACGCAUCCAGGAGCGCCUGCUGGCCAUCCUGCAGCACUCCACCCAGGACUUCAGGGUCGGUUAUCAGUCCAAGAGCAGCCAGGAACCAGAAUCCGCUCAGGCCUCCAACCUGUCCAACAACACCGACGCCGCCAACAAAGUGUAAGUACACAACUACACAAACAACA
Messenger RNA from Plectropomus leopardus (leopard coralgrouper), 480 nucleotides. Lineage: Eukaryota; Metazoa; Chordata; Actinopteri; Perciformes; Serranidae. The record is from RefSeq and is a predicted model, not a curated record.